CCUGGGACGGGUGGAGGGCACUGGCACCCCUGAGCCGAACCGAAUCAGCCCGUCGGGCCAUGGCCCGCCUGCCCCUUCCUCACCCCGCGUCGCCCGGCAGCCUGGGUUUCCUUUCGGUUUCUUCAAGCCUUCCUGGCUGCUCCUUCGACUGAGGGCCGGGUCCUGGCGCGGGGGCGCCUGGCGGAGGAGCUCCGCCUCCGGGGGUUUCCCCGCGGUGAGCGGCCGGCAGGGGGCGGGCUCGGCCGUACCGACCUCCCACGGUCCGUUCUCGACGGCGCCGCCGCCUCGCGCCCCUCUGCCACCCGGGACUGGAGCGGGCCCCCGCCGUCUCCUCCAGGAUCGCUGGCGGGCGCGGGGAGAGGAAGCGAAAGCCACUGAGAAACCAGGGGCACGUCGCACUCCGGAGCCUGCCUGGGAGUCAGACAGGUCCAGGCAGCCCCAUUCCCCCAAACUCCGCGAGAUGAGUUGGGGCUGGGGAUCCUGGUUGUGCGCCGUCCUAUUCCUCCUGCUGGAGCUACUGAUUCUGCCAGGUGAUGGCAACGAGGGCAGCGUCACUGGAAGUUGUCACUGUGAUAAAAGAAUUUCUUCUGACUCGCCCCCAACGGUUCAAUGCAUGAAUCAUCUCCGAAAACAUCUGAAAGCUUACCACCGCUGUCCUGGCUACAUCAGGUUCCAGCUACCUUCCCGGAGUGUGUGUGGCGGCAGGAAAGACCAGUGGGUUCAGGAAUUGAUGAGGUGCCUUGAUCGCAAAGAAUGUGGACGUGCUCACUUGGGGACUCUGGCCCGCCGGGAGCAUUUACCUCCUCCCAGCACCCAGAUUUCUGAGCCCUCAGAGGGGGCACCUUCAGACAUGCGCACCCCUGCCCAGACGCUCAUGCCAUCCACUCUGCAGUCUACCCAGCACCUCACCCUUCCACUAGGAUCACUGUCCUUGGGCAAAGAGCUCCCUCAUCCCAAUGAAACCACCACUCCCACCGUGGGCCACAGUCUUGGAGUUGGGCAUGAGGCUGGGGAGAACCAGAAGCAGCUGGAAGACAAUGCUGGUCCUGAAGCUGGGAUAUCAGCCCUAGUAGCAGUGCCAUCCCUCCUGGGCAUCAUCUUUAUCCUCACUGGAAUCCUUGUGUAUCUGCUGUGCAAGAGGAGGAAGCAGUCACUAUACUCCUCUCCAGAUUUGCAACUUCAUUAUACACUUGUGGCACCAGAUUCCAAUGCCUGAGUCAAGAACAGAAGCUUAAAAAGAAAAACAAAAGCUUGUAAGGGUAGAGACUGUGAUUUAUUUUCCUAAGAAAUCUUUAUGUGCUAGCUCAGUCUUCACUACUAAAAGGUCUUUAUGGUUAACCUCUGGCAGGAGUAGGUGCUCAAUACUAUCUCUUAAUAUUUGACUAACUAGCUGCUGCUCUUAGACCUCUCGUUUUAAAAAAAUGCUGUAUUACAAAAUAUUUCUGUUCUAUUCGGUGAUGAUGGCUUGAACAAUUCUCUGUGUGUUUUUUAACUACUAAAAAUUAUUUUUUUAAUUAUUGACUCCUGUUUCUGCAGAAAUUGGCCUCAGGCCUGGGCCCCCUUUUAAUUCCAGGCUUCAGUUUUACUAAUGGUUCCCCCUUGUCCCAAGUCUCUCUUCGCACUACACCAGUUGUUCCUCCCCAGCCUCAGCCCUCUCCCACUUCCUCCCUAAACCCCACAAUGAAAGCCUGGGCUUUCCCAGCCUCCUUCCUUAGUGGCUGCUGUGCUGCUGCCACCAUACAGACUGGUUUUACUUCCUGAAUCACUUGCGUCAGUCAUAUACCUCAAAUGAGAAUCUGUUCUUG
Molecule: messenger RNA, 1805 nt
Organism: Propithecus coquereli (Coquerel's sifaka)
Lineage: Eukaryota; Metazoa; Chordata; Mammalia; Primates; Indriidae
Gene: CXCL16
Product: chemokine (C-X-C motif) ligand 16
Exons: 5
Coding region: 461-1216 (251 amino acids)
Biological process (GO): response to type II interferon; positive regulation of cell growth; receptor-mediated endocytosis
Molecular function (GO): scavenger receptor activity; chemokine activity; low-density lipoprotein particle receptor activity
Source: RefSeq, a predicted model, not a curated record